Molecule: messenger RNA, 1356 nt
Organism: Periophthalmus magnuspinnatus
Lineage: Eukaryota; Metazoa; Chordata; Actinopteri; Gobiiformes; Gobiidae
Gene: arg1
Product: arginase 1
Exons: 8
Coding region: 25-1056 (343 amino acids)
Cellular component (GO): cytosol; nucleus; cytoplasm
Molecular function (GO): manganese ion binding; arginase activity
Source: RefSeq, a predicted model, not a curated record
CUCGCGCCGCACACGCACGAGAACAUGAUGAGGAACGCAAGGACACUGCAGCGGCUCGUGCGCUUUGUGCCCUCCGCGCGCGCACACCACUGCCCCCCGCGUGCGCCGUCUGUGGGACUCGUGGGCGCCCCGUUCAGCAAAGGACAGCCUCGUCCUGGGGUGGAUCAGGGCCCAUCUCGGAUCCGUGAGGCUGGACUGGUGGAUCUACUGCGGGCACAAGGUUGUGCGGUGAAGGACUUCGGGGACCUGGAUUUUGAGGUGUUUCCUGACGAUGCUCCUGUGGGAAGAGUCAAGAACCCGCGCGCCGUCGGCAGCGCCACACACAGGCUGUCCCAGGCAGUGCAGGCCAUCAAGAAAGAGGGACACACAGCCGUGAUGCUGGGAGGAGACCACAGCCUGGCUCUUGGCUCGAUCCACGGUCACUCCUCCGCUGUAGGAGACCUGAGUGUGGUUUGGGUGGACGCUCACGCAGACUUAAACACUCCUCUGACCUCUGGGACGGGGAACCUUCACGGUCAGCCGCUCAGCUUCCUCCUCCAUGAGCUCCGGGCCAAGGUCCCGCCCCUGCCCAACUUCUCGUGGGUGACUCCGUGCCUUCGGGCCAAGAACCUGGUUUACAUCGGGCUGCGUGACGUGGAUCCCGGAGAACACUUCAUCCUCAAGGAGCUCGGGGUCAAGUUCUUCUCCAUGAGUGAAGUCGACCAUCUGGGAAUCGCCAGGGUGAUGGAGGAGACCAGCGACUAUCUCCACAGCAAGACGCAGAGGCCGAUUCACCUGAGCUUCGACGUGGACGCACUUGACCCCUCUGUGACCCCGGCCACUGGGACCCCUGUGACCGGAGGACUGACCUACAGGGAGGGAACCUACAUCACAGAGAGUCUGCACCAGACCGAUCUGCUCUCAGCCGUGGACCUGGUGGAGGUGAAUCCCUGGAGGGCGGAUUCAGAGGGCGGAGUCAGGUCCACAGUGUCGGCGGCGGUCGACCUCAUCCUCGGCUGCUUUGGACGGCGCCGAGAGGGAAACCACGCCAACGAAUACCAACUGCCUGAGCCCUGAGCCAAUCAGAGCUCAGAAUUCACCGGGACUAAACCGGAUCUAGAACUGAACCAGGUUUUAAACAGGACUGCUGUGAUUUGCAAUUGUUAGAUAGGUCAAAAAAUAAUAUAUUAUUUUUGACAUAAACUGAGCCAAAAGUAACGUUUAUUGAGAUAUUUAAGGAAUGUGACACAAAAGAGGCACUUGUCCUGAUUUAACCAAAGAUCAGUGCUAAAUGUUUCCUUUUAUGUUUUAUAUUAAAUGAUUUUAAAAUGAGAAAUCAGACAUUACCAAAGAAUAAAGUCGUGUUUAUAUAUAUAU